Messenger RNA from Amaranthus tricolor (Joseph's coat), 2403 nucleotides. Its product is annotated as IQ domain-containing protein IQM2-like. The record is from RefSeq and is a predicted model, not a curated record. Lineage: Eukaryota; Viridiplantae; Streptophyta; Magnoliopsida; Caryophyllales; Amaranthaceae. Bases 231 to 2111 code for a protein of 626 amino acids. The transcript is spliced from 9 exons.
ACCCAAUUCUUUGUAUUCCUCCAUUUUCAUUUAUUUAAGCAGCCUUUAAAAAAAAACUCUCACUAUAAUUUUAUUUUUCAAAUUCAAUUCAAACUUAACUUUAUUCAGUCAAUAUUAUUAUACCCAUUAUACUCCUUUUUCUUACUCCUAAAAUCCUCCCAUUUUUCCCAUUUUUUUUACAGGGGAGAAAGAAACAUCAAAAGUUACUAAAAUAAGUAAAUAAUUGUCGGAUGGGCAUAUCAUUUUCAUGUCCGUUUGCUAAUUAUAGCGACAUUGAUAGUGGGUUACAAUCCAUUGUUGUAAAAUCUGUUUGUUUGGGGGAUGAUGAAGUUAAAACCCCAGAAAGAUCAAUCAGUUUCAAGAAAGAAGAUGAUUCAGACCCCAUGAUUCUUAAGAAAUCAUUCAGUUAUGGAAAAAUGAUAGUUGAAGGUUCUUUUAGUUUUAAACAAAGGGAAUUUGAUACAUUGAUCUGUGUUGUUCCUAACUCCAUUGAUAAGAUUAAGGAUUUGGGUAUUAACCCAUCUCCGAAAUCGAAUGUCUCCGUCUUUUCUCCUUCUCCGGGAGCUCAUUUUGCUAGUCCUAAAGAUGAGGCAGCUGUUAAGUUGCAGAAAGUUUAUAAAAGCUUCCGUACUAGAAGGAAACUUGCUGAUUGUGCUAUUCUUGCUGAGCAAAGCUGGUGGAAGGUUAUAGACUUUGCGGAGCUCAAGCAUAGUUCAAUAUCGUUCUUCGACAUUGAACAACACGAGACUGCAAUCUCGCGGUGGUCUAGAGCGAAAGUUAGAGCUGCUAAGGUUGGUAAAGGUUUGUCUAAGAAUAGCAAAGCUCAAAAACUUGCUUUACAACAUUGGUUAGAGGCUAUUGACCCGCGACACCGGUAUGGACACAAUCUUCACUUCUACUAUGCUAAAUGGCUUGAGUCACAAAGUAGAGAACCCUUCUUUUAUUGGCUUGAUAUCGGAGAAGGAAAAGAGUUUAACUCCGAGAAAUGUCCAAGAUGGAAACUUCAACAACAGUGCAUCAAAUACCUUGGACCGAUGGAAAGAAAAUCGUACGAAGUUGUAAUCGAGAAUGGUGAAUUUGUCCAUAAAGAUAGCGGGGAACUCUUGGAUACCUCGUCUGAGCCCCACGCUAAAUGGAUAUUUGUGCUAAGUACAUCGAAGAAUUUGUAUGUCGGGAAGAAGAAGAAAGGAACAUUUCAACACUCUAGCUUUCUUGCCGGAGGUGCCACAUUAGCUGCCGGUAGAUUAGUAGUUGAGAAUGGUAUUCUAAAGGCAGUAUGGCCUCACAGUGGGCACUACAAGCCGACACCAGAAAACUUUCAAGAAUUCAUUUCGUUCCUUAGAGAAAACGAUGUGGAUCUUACCGAUGUUAAGUUAGAUCCAGUGGAUGAGGACGAGCAAGGACUACUGUCGCAAAGAAGCAGUCUCCACUCAAGAAACAACUCAUCCGAAGAAGAACUCAUCGAAGAAAAUGCAGUCGAAAAAAUCUGUGUCACUGUCGAUGCUGCAGCACCGAAACCUGAUGUAUUAGACGAGACAACUGCAUUCGCAGUUUGUCCCAAUCAUUCUGGCCGAUUCAGUAGAAAACUAACCUAUCUCGAAAUACCCACGAGAGAGGACCUUCUGACGACAAUGCAAACCGAAAAUCUAGCCCAAAAAUCCAGCCUAGACGAUCUAAUUGUAGACGGAGGAUACGAUUCAGCCUCUGAUCAGGACGAUGAACAAACCGAUAGUCAAGACAAUGAGGCGGAGGAAGAGAUGGAGGUUAUACCUGCAGAAUCGAUACUACAGAGGAUAAAUUCCCAUAAAGACACGAAAUCUUAUCAGCUCGGAAAGCAAUUGUCGUGUAAAUGGACAACAGGCGCAGGGCCUCGAAUUGGGUGUGUUCGGGACUACCCGUCAGAACUACAAUUCCGGGCUUUAGAGCAAGUCAGUUUGUCUCCUAGGAGUGCAUACGCUCUAAAGUCGUUGUUUUCUCCUGGCUCUCAGGCUGGAUCGAGCCCACGAGCCUCAACACCAAUACCAAUUGCAUCUAGAAGAAGUAUCGGGCUCGGGCCGUAUAGCAAGGUUGAUCUGUCCCCCCUGUCCAAACCCAAAAAACCUACAGUAUAACUGAAAGUAGUGAAAUUUUAUAGUAGUACUGACCAAAUCAAUAUUCUUUGUUAUUUAAUUCUUUCUGUACCUUGUGUAUAGAGAAAAGGAUAGUAGAUUGGUAACUAUAGAUUUAGGAAUUCUUGUCAUUUUUUAUACCUUCAGUCUAUACACAUUAUAGUUCAUUUAAACCCUAUGACAAGUUUUGUAGAUUAUACGGGUUUAUACGAAUACGAUACGUAUGCAGGAAGAACAUAACAAAUGAAAAUGAUAUUAAAAAAUGAAUACAGAAUUUUUUUCAGUUAUUUUUAUC